AUGUCAUCUGAAGAUAUUGAUGCUUCAAGUAUUAAUGAUUUUAAUCCAAAUCGUGCAUUGGGUUUUUGGCAUAUUCUUGCAACAAAUCUUAAUAUGUGGAAAGAUAAAUUAAAUCCAACAAUAACAUAUUCAAUUCAUGAUCAAUUAUCUGAUGGACGUAUUCGUUUAAAUGAUCUUGUUGAAUAUUAUACUCGACGACCAUUUGUUGGUUUUGUACCAACAAAUGUUCAAGGUAUUGAUACACAAUCAAAAUAUAAAUCAAGUCGUUUUCAAUGGCGUGGAAAUGGUUUAUUAAAAUUAUUUACAAGUGAAUUUGGUAUUAUUUUUGUUGAUAAUGAAACACCUAUUGAUCAACCUUAUCAAUGGAUAGCAACAAUGUUUAGUUCUACAUUAUUUACAGAUGCUGGAGUUGAUUUAAUGACACGUACACGUCAACCACCAACAUAUGUAUUAAAUAAUUUUGUACAAUUUUGUCAAGAACAUUCUAUAAUACGAUCAAUAUCAAGAAAUAUGUUCUAUACACGAGAAAAUAAAGAUGAUACUAUUCAUUAUAUAAAAGAUCUUCAAUUAGAUUCAUAA
Molecule: messenger RNA, 579 nt
Organism: Rotaria sp. Silwood1
Lineage: Eukaryota; Metazoa; Rotifera; Eurotatoria; Philodinida; Philodinidae
Source: the annotation of a GenBank genome assembly